Messenger RNA from Rhinopithecus roxellana (golden snub-nosed monkey), 2405 nucleotides. It is a transcript of the gene HOXD9, whose product is annotated as homeobox D9. Gene Ontology annotation, biological process: proximal/distal pattern formation; regulation of transcription by RNA polymerase II; DNA-templated transcription. The record is from RefSeq and is a predicted model, not a curated record. Gene Ontology annotation, molecular function: DNA-binding transcription factor activity, RNA polymerase II-specific; RNA polymerase II cis-regulatory region sequence-specific DNA binding. The coding region runs from base 626 to 1672 and encodes 348 amino acids. Lineage: Eukaryota; Metazoa; Chordata; Mammalia; Primates; Cercopithecidae. The transcript is spliced from 2 exons. Gene Ontology annotation, cellular component: nucleus.
AGGCAUAAUAUCAUUACAGAGGUCUUCCACCUGUUUUAAACAACACGACAAGCUGUGAGCAAGCAUGCGUGUGGGGAGGGAUGGGUGUGGGUAGGAAGAGAGGCAAGUGGAGAACAGCUCCCCUCGGGCGCCAGGGGCCGCCCCCGAGGGCCCGCCUGCCUCGGGCGACACCGGCCUGGCGCGCCCCCAGCCGCUCCCUGUGCCCGGGAUACGCCGCCUGGGCUCGGAAGCUGGAGAGUCAGCGCCGGGGCCGGACUGCCAGACCGAGGGCUGCAAGAAGAAGCGAACAAAUAGUCCCCAGCGCCUCCUCCGGCUGCGGUCGCGUCUGUGGUCCUGGCAGCACCUGGGCGGGCCAGGACCGGCCGGGCCGGGCCGAGCCGGGCACAUGGACCGGGCCUGUCGGCUCUAAUUGCGGCGCUUAUGUUGAUGAUUUUUUUUUUUAAAUCACAGCAGCCCCCAGUUUAGCGGACUGAUUUACUCCCGGUAUUGGUAAAUAUGAUCACGUGGGCCGCGCGACCAAUAGUGGAGGCUGCAGCCUGCGAAGUAGUCUGCUGCUCCGGCGCCGGCGGGGAGCGGCUUGGAGGCGGACAGUGUAACCUUGGGUGGGAGCGCGGGGCGCCUCAAAAUGUCUUCCAGUGGCACCCUCAGCAACUACUACGUGGACUCGCUUAUAGGCCAUGAGGGCGACGAGGUGUUCGCGGCGCGCUUCGGGCCGCCGGGGCCAGGCGCGCAGGGCCGGCCUGCAGGUGUGGCUGAUAGCCGGGCCGCCGCCGCCGCCGAGUUUGCCUCGUGUAGUUUUGCCCCCAAAUCGGCAGUGUUCUCUGCCUCGUGGUCCGCGGUGCCUGCCCAGCCCCCGGCGGCGGCGGCGAUGAGCGGCCUUUACCACCCGUAUGUUCCCCCGCCGUCCCUGGCCGCCUCUGCCUCAGAGCCCGGCCGCUACGUGCGCUCCUGGAUGGAGCCGCUGCCCGGCUUCCCGGGCGGUGCGGGCGGUGCGGGCGGUGGCGGUGGCGGUGGCGGUGGUGGUGGAGGCGGCGGCCCGGGCCCCGGUCCCAGCCCUGGCCCCAGCGGCCCAGCCAACGGGCGCCACUACGGAAUUAAGCCUGAAACCCGAGCAGCCCCGGCCCCCGCCACGGCCGCCUCCACCACCUCCUCCUCCACUUCCUUAUCCUCCUCCUCCAAACGGACUGAGUGCUCUGCGGCCCGGGAGUCCCAGGGGAGCAGCGGCCCCGAAUUCUCUUGCAACUCGUUCCUGCGGGACAAGGCGGCAGCGACGACGGGGGGAACCGGGCCUGGGGCAGGGAUUGGGGCCGCGACUGGGACAGGCGGCUCGUCGGAGCCCUCAGCUUGCAGCGACCACCCGAGUCCGGGCUGUCCGCUGAAGGAGGAGGAGAAGCAGCAUUCACAGCCGCAGCAACAGCAACUUGACCCAAACAACCCCGCAGCGAACUGGAUCCACGCUCGCUCCACCCGGAAAAAGCGCUGUCCCUACACCAAAUACCAGACGCUUGAGCUGGAGAAAGAAUUCCUCUUCAACAUGUACCUCACCCGGGACCGGCGUUACGAGGUGGCCAGGAUUCUCAACCUAACAGAGAGACAGGUCAAAAUCUGGUUUCAGAAUCGUAGGAUGAAAAUGAAAAAGAUGAGCAAGGAGAAAUGCCCCAAAGGAGACUGACUCGGCGCGGUGCUGGCGGGAGCGCUCAAGGGCAGCGGUUUUUGUUGUUGUUUUUUUCCUUUGUGGGUGCUUGGUGCUUGAUUUCCAGAAACUCUCCAGCGACUUGGACAUUUUUUUUUUUCUUUUUUAGAUAGAAGUGACUGUGUGGUUGGUCUCUGUGAGGUAUUUGGGGGACUCUGUAUUUGCUCGUUUAUGUGUUGGAAAAACCAAGUGGCUUUGGGGUUUCGCCCUAUCCCACUCCCUUUCCUGCUCCAUUGGUUCCUUAAGAAAUGCUAUAUUUUGUGAGUGCACGCUGGCUUGGGGAGCCCUCUCUUGUGUAAAUGUCCCCCAUGUUUCUAAAAAGUGCUGUAGUUUAGUCCCCUCACCCCCAGCGCUGCCCAAACAGGGGCCAAAUGCGCCCCAAUUCCAAGAAUGAAGGCCGAGCGACAACAGUGCGGACACGCCGGCUGCUAGCCCACGCUGAAGCCCGGCCGGGUUGCCCACCAGUUGCGAAAGCCCCCUUUCCUCAGGGAGCCCAUGGGACCUCGGCGGAGAUCUCCAAUGAGGCCUAGAGAGGAGCCCAGGGCCUUGGGCGGGUUGGGGUUUGUCCUCAGUGCAUUGGACGCGCUACUCUCUCCCCCGAAGGCUGGGCUCGCGUGGGCGGCCGCGGAUGGUGGCCGUCCCGGUUCCUGCCCGAGGACCAGUUGUAAAUGUUACUGCUUCCUACUAAUAAAUGCUGACCUGAUCAAAUGGA